CCACACAAGUCACACAGCACCAGCAGGUCGCCGCCUGUUUCCCCGCCUACAGAUAAUUCCAGAAGCAUGAGGAUAUUUACCGUCGCUACAUUCACAGUCUGCUGUCACUUGCUAAGAGCCUUCACCAUCACGGCUCCCAAGGACCUGUAUGUGGUAGAAUAUGGCAGCAAUGUCACGAUUGAAUGCAGAUUCCCGGUAGAACACCAGCUGGACCUGCCCUCCUUAGUUGUCUACUGGGAGAAGGACGACCAACAAGUUAUUCAGUUCGUAGAUGGAAAGACAGACCGGCAAGACAGUAGCUUCAGGGAGAGAGCCUCGUUGCCAAAGGAACAGAUUUUAAAGGGAAACGCUGGGCUUCACAUCACGGACGUGAAGCUGCGGGAUGCCGGGGUUUACUGUUGCAUGAUCAGCUAUGGCGGCGCAGACUACAAGAGGAUCACACUGAAAGUCCAUGCCCCGUACCACAAAAUCAACCACAGAAUUUUCAUGGAUCCAGCCACGUCCGAGUACGAACUAACAUGUCAGGCUGAGGGCUACCCAAAAGCUGAAGUCAUCUGGACCAACAGUGACAACCAAUCCCUGAGUGGCAAGACCACUGUCACCACUUCCCAGACAGAAGAGAAGCUUUUCAAUAUGACCAGCACUCUGAGGAUCAACGCAACGGCUAACGAUGUUUUCUACUGCACGUUUUGGAGAUUACAGUCAGGGGAAAACUACACAGCUGAGUUGAUCAUCCCAGAACCACCUGCAGAAUUUCUCCCAAAUAAGAGGACUCACUGGGUACUUCUGGGACCGCUUCUACUGUUGUUUGUUGUAGUCCUAGUCUUCUUCUGCCUAAGAAAACAAGUGAAAACCCUAGAUGUGGAGAAAUGUGGCUUCGAAGACACAAAGUCAAAAAACCAAAACGAUACACAGUUCGAGGAGACGUAAGCAGCACGGAAACCUCUGAUCUUCGAGGCGGGAUUGGCAGUCUGUGGUCUGUGAAUGAAGGGGCCCUUGGGAUGUGGGUCCAAGGACUCGAAAUGGAACCUGGGAAGACAAGAGAAGAGAGAAAAAGGCGAGCCUGGGAUAAAGGACAUUUCUGCAGGAGAUACCAACAAGCAAGUUACCCAUUAAUCAUCUUGGGAAAGUGGGCUGAGAACCCCUGGCUCAACAUCUGGCCCUUGCAGAAGUGCCCUUUCCUUCCUCUCGGUGCCUGGAUGGGCAGCGGAGAGUCACAAGUGUGGAAGUAUGAGUGUUCCUAUUUAUUUUGAGUUUGUGUAUGCUUGUUGUGGGAGUGUGGUUGUGCCUGAUGCGUUCUAAAGACAUAAUAGAUGCUAACAUACAGUCACCAAACUCUACUGCUGCUUACCAUCUUGUCCACAGGCAGAAACGCAUGUGCACGUGUGAGGUGCUUGGUGUCCUCUGUGACUACUGGUAUAAGCGGGACCAUGCUUGGUUCAAUAGGGCUCUUGCUAUUUGACUUGAAUAAUCUUUAUUCUCAGUCCUUGAGGCUCUGUGGUAGUAAUUGUUCCGUUGAAGUGUCAGUUUUACAAGUGUCUGAUACUAUAUGCAACAAUCUCAUUUCAUCUCCAUAGCAACAACCCUCAGGGUAACCUCUAUUAUACUCACUUCAUAGCCCAAGAAGCUGAGCAAUUAAGUGAUUUGCCUACAGAAUAACAGCUAUCAGAUUUCUGUCCUUCAGCCACUGUCCUUUCAGGAUUCAGUUUGUAGCUAAGAAAUGAAUUUAAAAACUGCCUAAGUAGCAUUGAUUUCACACAGCCUUGUGUACCAUGCUGGCCCUGAGCAUAGAGAUGCAAGCCAGGGUACUGGUUGGAUAUGUGUAUGCAUAUGCUUAAGUUCAAUACUCAAAGCAAUGUUCAUUAACAAGGAGUCUAUAUUUAAAAGACUCUGGAAGUAACUCUUGAGUUCCUUGUCUAGCAUUAGAUUUACGUCUUAUUUGUUACCUUCUUCAUACAAUCUCACAUCCUCUUUGUAAUAUCUAGCAUUGCUUAAAAGUUCUUUUUUAUUUUUCUAUCUAAAUGAUAUUGAGGGUUGGGGAGAUAGCUCAGCUAUAAAACACUUUCCUCAUGAGGUAUAAAACCCUAAGUUUGUUCCCCAAAACCCACAUACAAAAACAGCUGGGUAUAUCUGCAUGCGUUUGAUCUCAGCACUAGGGAGGCAGAGACAGGCAGAUCCCUAACUCUCGUUGGCUAGCCAAUCUAGCCUGCUUGGUAAGCGCCAGGCUUAUGAGAGCUGAUACCUCAAAAGAUGAUGUAGAUAGUGCCUGAGAAAUGAUGCCUGCAUACACACAUACACCACACACACAUGCACACACAUGUACACACAUGCACACACACAUGCACAUGAACACACAUGCAAUCCAAAUACAUGUCAAUAGGGUGCUGACUCAGAAUGGUCCCAAAGACAAAAUAAAACUCUAUUCCAUCGCCCUAGCCUUGCUAGCCCCUUCCCAGAAGCAACUGGUGUUGCUUUUUGCACAUAUAUUUUCCCAAAGAUGAUUAAUAAGUAGAAAUAUAUGUUAAAGUACCUAUAUUUUUUUAAUUCCUAAAUAGUAGCUCACUGUGUAUUUGCAUAUUUACCCUUUUUAUUUAAUGUACUGAUCCUUAUGCAGCUGCUGGAACCUAUUUAAAGAUCCAAGAAGGGAACUGCCCCCUUUCUAGGGUUUUCCUUCCCAUCCCUACAGAUGUCUCUCAUAGUGCCUAGGCCAGGCACUGUGUCUGUUGUCCCUACCUGUAAAAUACCAUUUGUAGAGCACUUACUCACUGACUGAGUUUGUGUUUGGUUUAUUUUAUGUCUGCUCAAAGGGAGACCAUGAGUCCCCAGGGUCCACUGGGUCUACCCAACACCGAGGAGUGGGUAGCCUUCUCCUUCACUCAGCACACCGAGGAGUGGGUAGCCUUCUCCUUCACUCAGUACACCGAGGAGUCGGUAGCCUUCUCCUCAGUCAGCACACCGAGGAGUCGGUAGCCUUCUCUGUCACUCAACAAGACGCAGAUCUGGCGCAGUGCUGGCACUGCUGUUUUCCCUCUGCUUCUUUUCUCAAACACAGAUGCUCUGCUUGCUUAUCACAGGUUCUCCCUGGAAAUCCCAGCUUUGCUCCUCCUGCUGGUUGCCCUGGACCUGCCCUUGUACCAGGAAAAGCCCCUUAGCUCUGCCUGAACCCUUGAAGGUCACUGCCUCUCAUUGCCACAGGGGCCUCAAAGAUAAUGUUUUCUUGAGGGAGGAGGGGAGAAAGAGCCCAGAGCUUUCUUUCAGUCCUCUUUGUCUGGUCCCAUGUCAGGGGUGAAGAAACAGACCAGGUACGGUGGUGCAUACAAGUCUCUAAUCCCAGCCUUCGGGAAGAGAAGCAGGCAGAUCUCUGUGAGUUGAGGCCAGCCUGGUCUACAUAGAGCCCAAGCCAGCCAGGGCAACAUAGUGAAAUUCUGUCUCAGAGCUAAGACUGAUGAAUCAGAACCCCCAAGGGAACCCUUCUGUUACCCGUUCACGGGAUGAUUCUCAUGGCAAUGUUCUGUUUGUAUGAAGUUUAAGAAAAUAUGUAGUCGAGCGAGACUCCACUCACUUUAUUUGAAAUCUUAACACCGUCUCACGGCGUUGGAUUGUAACGGCACUUUAUACCUUUGUGUUGUGGGUCGCCCUACAUGUAAAUUUUAUUUUGCAUCUAAUUGUCAUUGUAUUGCAUUAAUUUAAUAAAAUAUUCU
Microtus oregoni (creeping vole) is the source of this 3701-nucleotide messenger RNA. It is a transcript of the gene Cd274, whose product is annotated as CD274 molecule. NCBI's taxonomy places the organism in Eukaryota, Metazoa, Chordata, Mammalia, Rodentia, Cricetidae. Gene Ontology annotation, biological process: cell surface receptor signaling pathway; immune response; T cell costimulation. The coding region runs from base 67 to 930 and encodes 287 amino acids. The transcript has 7 exons. Gene Ontology annotation, cellular component: external side of plasma membrane. The record is from RefSeq and is a predicted model, not a curated record.